Molecule: messenger RNA, 1049 nt
Organism: Spirodela intermedia
Lineage: Eukaryota; Viridiplantae; Streptophyta; Magnoliopsida; Alismatales; Araceae
Source: the annotation of a GenBank genome assembly
AUGGCCACUCAGGCUGCUCGACUGAAGGUUACGACGGCGAGCCUGAUUUUUCGAGGGAGGAGAAUCGGCGCAAGAGGGGCCUGCCUUGUUCUGACGAGGUAUUCUUCCUCUUCUUCGGCUGUUGCCCGUGCUGCAUUGGCUCUAUCCUGCUCGCCAUGGCCAUCGCCAUCGCCACACCUCUCCAAGGCUCGCCUGCUGUCGGCGGCGGCUACGGCGGGGGAGGCUCCAGCGGUGGUUGAAGAUGCAGAGGGGCCGCCUUCAACGCCCUCACCGGUGUUCCCCGUCGUCGUCUGGUCUCUCCUGCUGGGGGGGUUCUGCUGCCUGUUCCUCUGCUGGACAUGUGGCCCAGCGCAAGCCGCCGCCUCCGCCGCCGCCGACGACUCGAUCAGAGCCUCUGGAAUCGGCCUGAAGGUGGCGGCGGCGCUGAGGAGAUCUGGCUGGGCGGACGAGGCCGUCGUCUUCUUCCUCGCCACGUUACCAGUGAUCGAGCUCCGGGGGGCGAUCCCCGUCGGCUACUGGAUGCAACUCCCCCCCCUCAAGCUCACCGUCCUCUCCAUUUUAGGGUUCGCUUUCUCAUCCUCCCCGCUGGCGAUUUCCCCAUUCCUGGUUUCACUGACCGAUCUGGAGAUUCCUCCAGGAACAUGGUGCCUGUGCCGUUCAUCGUCCUCUACCUCAGGAGCUUCGCCUCGCUGCUCUCCGAGAGAAGCGGCCCCGCCCGCCGCCUGCUGGAGCUGCUCUUCGAGCGAGCCAGGGAGAAGGCGGCGCCGGUGGAGGAGUUCCAGUGGCUCGGCCUGAUGCUGUUCGUCGCCGUCCCCUUCCCGGGGACCGGAGCUUGGACCGGAGCCAUCAUCGCCGCCGUCCUGGGCAUGCCGUUCUGGUCCGCCGUCUCCGCCAACUUCCUCGGCGUCGUCUUCGCCGGCCUGCUGGUAAGCCUACUGGUAAACCUCGGCCUGAAACUAGCCCUUGCCACUGGCCUGGUUCUCUUCUUCAUCUCUACUGUCAUGUGGAGUGUCCUUCGGCGUCUGAAGAGGUCGAUCGACUCCAGAUGA